UUACUGGAGGUUUUUGUUUGGGUGAAGCUCUGCUGUAAAUGUGUCUGUGUGAUGUAAAUGGUGUCACCGGUGCUAUCUCUGUUAGCUAUGGAUGCUAGCUGCCGGAAUAUCAGUCGAUCAUCGUAAACGUAGAAGGAAAGAUGACCCAGAUGGACGUCCUGGUCACCAACGUGGCCGAACUGUUGGCCGGUGCCGUCCAUGAGGUUCUGCGUCUGAUGGGUCAGGCUGUAUCCGAAUACAGAGAAGAGUCAGCCAGGAUCCAUCAGGAGAACCAGAAACUCCAGCGCACGCUCGAGGAGCUCCAAGCCAAGCUGCAGAUAUCAGAUGCGGUGCAGCAGGUCUCAUCCUCGGUAGCUGCAGAAGAGCCGCUGUAUGAGUCUCGUCUUGAGAACCUAUCGGACUGUAAUUUGGAACCUCGGAUGAGAGAAAAGAACCUCGUCUCAGAGCCGUACAGUCGUUUCAUGGAGGAGAAACCGAUCACACUGCAGCCGGGAACCGAAAUCCAACCCCCAAACCUUCCGAAAUCUCCCACGUAUGACUUUUCCCAAACCAGGAGGCGAUUUCUGAACCCCAGGAGCAAAUCGGCCUCGCCCGUCAUCACGGAGGCACCGGAUCCGCUCGCGAGGAUCAAAACCGAAUCCAAAUCGGAGCUUCCAGAAUGUUCAGUGACGGAGCAGAGCGAGAGAGACCGCCGGCCGUACAGCCCGCUCCAUCACGACCCCACGAGCGCGUCGUGGGAUCCGACCCCCCCGCCUCGGACGCACGCCCGGACGCUGGAGGACGUGACGGACGCGUCGCUCCCCUUCAGAGCGGCCGUGAGGAGAGACUGCCCUCACGGCUGCCACGUGUGCGGGAAAUCCUUCGCCACGGCCUACAGCCUGGGCGCGCACUUCGUGUGCCACACGGGCGAGCGGCCGUACGCCUGCUCGCGCUGCAAGUUCAGGUUCAGCAGGCUGGCCGACCUGAAGAAGCACGAGCGCAUUCACACGGGCGAGAGGCCGUACAACUGCUCGCUGUGUGGACGCAGGUUUAACCGCACCGAAAAUCUGCGCCGCCACCUGAAGAAGGUGCAUCAUGGGACGCUGGUGUAGGCUGACUGCUGGAGAUACUGCACUACAUGGACAAAAGUAUUGGGACGCAGUUACGCACUGCUGUCCGUUAUUCACCUUCUCUGUGCAGUACCUCGACCCGCCAGCUGCAGCAAUAAUGAUGAAUGGGUUCAGCUAUUCCUCCCUCAGACACAGCCGGUCACAGAGCUCCAGAGCAGUGGAUCUAACAGUGGUGAGCUAGCAUGUCUUACCGCCACCAGCGCGUGUGUAUAUUUUAAUAAACCUUUAAAUGUAUAA
Molecule: messenger RNA, 1346 nt
Organism: Trichomycterus rosablanca
Lineage: Eukaryota; Metazoa; Chordata; Actinopteri; Siluriformes; Trichomycteridae
Exons: 3
Coding region: 141-1091 (316 amino acids)
Source: RefSeq, a predicted model, not a curated record